AUGGCUGCAACUACCCUGAUGUCUCCGCCGCCUCAACAACCCUUGACAGAACUGGGGAGCGCGAACAUGAUGGAUAUGGAUUUGGAGUUGGCAGCAACAACGCCCCAAGAAAAACCCACAAAAAAACGUAAAUCGGAGCUCAAUGGCGAGGCCUCAAAGAAAAAGAAGCGCGAGACUGUGCCUGGCACCCCGAGCAAGCCAUAUGUCUGGCUCUGCCCAAUUUGUCGCAAGAUUUGUAACUGUGCGCCACAUCGGAAGCAGUAUGGCCUCCCCCCAGCGGGCUUCUUAACCUCCUUUGCGAAGGAGCAAGGACAGUCGGUCGCACAAUUACUGCAGGACCCGAAUGCUGUGGAGGCGGCCAGGCUCGCAAAGGAGAAGCGAGAUGCUGCGAGAAAGGAGAAGGGGAAGGCGCCGGGCAAGGACAAAGAUAAAGAAGUUGCGGAUGGCGGCGCCGAGAAGGAGAAGAAGGAAAAGAAGGAAAAGAAGGAUACGGAAAAGAAGAAACCGGCAGAAAAAAAGGAAAAGGUGGAUAAGUCUGCAACGGAGAAGGGAAAGGAUAAGGUGGCCAGCAACCCAAUCCCCAAACCCUCAAAAUCAGCGUUGGAGAAGAAAAAGGAUGAUAAGCCAAAAAUGUUGGCGUCAGCAGCUCCUGUGGUGAUCAAGCCUUUUGUGAAACAACCUAAAUAUGUCUCGGAUCCCGAGUUCGAGUUUAUUGGAAUUUCAUACCCCCUGGAAGUAAUUGAAAAAAGACUCCGUGUUCGCGAAUUCCUUCUUCGUUUCGAGAAGUUGAUGUAUAAGCUCCCCCCAAAAUACUUUCGUACAAUCAAUGAUCCCAAUUCAGAAUGGACGGAUCUCACAUACCGUAACCUCAUUACCAACUUGCUUGCUAUAGUUCAAGCCGAUGCAAACCAAUUCAUGAACGGAGAUAUGGUCUAUGAGGCUAUUGACAACGUAAAAAAGGUCACCGCUGACUCUCCGGACGUCUGGAAUAUCUUGAAAAACUUACUGGAGACGGUAUAUGAGGCUGAGGACUUGAAAAUUGACUGUACUGAGGAGGAUGGUAAACUAAAUGUGAUUAUGCUAGUAAUGCACUUGGCAUUACAGUCUAGUAUUAUUAGAGCAAUGAUUGAGGACGACGGAGAAAAGGAAAGGGAAAGGCACAAGUCGUCAAUUGCCCAAAUAAAAAGAUUAAAGUCUGAUUGGGAACAGACAAGGGGCGAAUUGCAGAAGGAGCGGCUGCUUCUCAAGCCCGGUGAUCGGACAGACUGGGAUGACCGCUAUGCAAGUGCUUUCAAUGCGCACAAGAAGCUCGUAGCUCGUGUUGAGGAGAAAGAAUGGUUCUCUUCCCGAAAAACGUCGGUUAGAAAUAUCCCCCUGGGAAUCGAUAUCAAGGGUAAUACCUAUUGGCUAUUUACCCAGCGUGACAAGCGUGAAGAAGAUUGGGGACAAUGGAUUGUCGUCCAGAAAAACCCUACGCUUCCCCACCCAUCUGGCACCUUACCACCAUCCGAUGAGCCCGCAAACCCACUUGACGAUGAUUCCUCCCUCCCUGACGCCCCCGAAGAGGAUGAUGAGGAAAUUGCAAAAGCACGGAUAUGGUAUGCCGUCGAGGGUGCCAGUAACAUUCGACAUCUUGCGAAGUGGAUCAGGUAUCAAACCGAUUUAUACUUUUUCAAAAAGGUCAGUGAAAGCUCAGCAUUCGCUGCAACCCCGCCAGACACCCCGAGAAAGAAGAAGAAGGAAGAGAUCAUGCCAGAUACACCUAGUAGACAGCUCAUGGUGGAGGUCCGCAUGCCGCAUCGGGCCGCAAGCCCUAAGCUGAGACCCGAGGAACUCGUCACAAAGGAAAACACCGAGGCCUUCUAUUCACAACUGCUGAAAAUCGCAGGAUUCAUGGAACUGAACGGAGAAAGCGAGAAGUUGAUUUGA
Messenger RNA from Morchella sextelata, 1929 nucleotides. RefSeq lists its product as uncharacterized. The transcript has 5 exons. The coding region runs from base 1 to 1929 and encodes 642 amino acids. Gene Ontology annotation, cellular component: nucleus. The record is from RefSeq and is a predicted model, not a curated record. Lineage: Eukaryota; Fungi; Ascomycota; Pezizomycetes; Pezizales; Morchellaceae. Gene Ontology annotation, biological process: regulation of DNA-templated transcription.